UUAUAUAAACACCCGAGGCCAUUGAUGACCUCAGCUAUCAAAGCACUCGUGAGCAAACUUAAAUAUUCCAUUUGGGACGCAGGUCAUUAAGCCUCGCGCCACCCAAUAGGACCACGCGCCCUUCCUUCUACCUUUUCUUCAACUUUCGUCCUCCAAGUCAACCAUGCGUGAGGUUAUCUCAAUCCACAUUGGACAGGCCGGUAUCCAGGUCGGCAAUGCUUGCUGGGAGCUGUACUGCCUUGAGCAUGGUAUUCAGCCCGAUGGCCAAAUGCCCUCGGACAAGACUAUUGGCGGUGGCGACGAUGCCUUCAACACCUUCUUCUCGGAGACGGGCGCCGGCAAGCACGUUCCUCGCUGCAUUUUCCUGGACCUUGAGCCCACCGUCGUGGACGAGGUCCGCACGGGAACCUACCGCCAGCUGUUCCACCCUGAGCAGCUGAUCUCGGGCAAGGAGGAUGCCGCCAACAACUUCGCCCGUGGCCACUACACCAUCGGCAAGGAGAUUGUCGACCUGGCUCUGGACCGUAUCCGCAAGCUGGCCGACAACUGCACUGGUCUGCAGGGCUUCCUUGUGUUUAACGCCGUUGGUGGUGGCACUGGCUCUGGCCUGGGCUCUCUGCUGCUGGAGCGCUUGUCUGUCGACUACGGCAAGAAGUCCAAGCUGGGCUUCACCGUGUACCCCUCGCCCCAGGUGUCGACUGCCGUUGUUGAGCCGUACAACUCGGUGCUGUCCACCCACUCGCUGCUGGAGCACACCGAUGUCGCUGUGAUGCUUGACAACGAGGCCAUCUACGAUAUCUGCCGCCGCAGCCUGGACAUUGAGCGCCCGACGUACACCAACCUGAACCGCCUGAUCGCCCAGGUCAUCUCGUCGCUGACGGCAUCUCUGCGCUUCGAUGGCGCCCUGAACGUCGAUGUGACUGAGUUCCAGACCAACCUGGUGCCCUACCCACGCAUCCACUUCAUGCUCAGCUCGUACGCCCCCAUCAUCUCGGCUGAGAAGGCCUAUCACGAGCAGCUGUCGGUGGCUGAGAUCACCAACGCCGCCUUCGAGCCCGCCUCCAUGAUGGUCAAGUGCGACCCCCGUCACGGCAAGUACAUGGCUUGCUGCCUGAUGUACCGCGGUGACGUCGUGCCCAAGGAUGUGAACGCCGCUGUGGCCACCAUUAAGACCAAGCGCACCAUUCAGUUCGUCGACUGGUGCCCCACCGGCUUCAAGUGCGGUAUCAACUACCAGCCUCCUACCGUUGUGCCCGGUGGCGAUCUGGCCAAGGUUCAGCGCGCUGUCUGCAUGAUUUCGAACAGCACUGCUAUUGGCGAGAUCUUCAGCCGCCUGGACCAUAAGUUCGACCUCAUGUACGCCAAGCGUGCCUUCGUGCACUGGUAUGUCGGCGAGGGUAUGGAGGAGGGUGAGUUCUCUGAGGCACGUGAGGAUCUGGCGGCACUGGAGAAGGACUUCGAGGAGGUCGGUGCUGAGUCUGCUGAGGGCGCCGGCGAAGGAGAGGGCGAGGAGUACUAACUCAAUUCGCGACGCAAACAGCAUAUUGCGGUCUGAGCUUGUAACUGCCAAUUGCUGUG
Astrephomene gubernaculifera is the source of this 1578-nucleotide messenger RNA. The record is from the annotation of a GenBank genome assembly. NCBI's taxonomy places the organism in Eukaryota, Viridiplantae, Chlorophyta, Chlorophyceae, Chlamydomonadales, Astrephomenaceae.